This is a messenger RNA of Zeugodacus cucurbitae (melon fly), 921 nucleotides long. It is a transcript of the gene HP6, whose product is annotated as heterochromatin protein 1. The transcript is spliced from 5 exons. The coding region runs from base 228 to 869 and encodes 213 amino acids. Gene Ontology annotation, cellular component: nucleus; pericentric heterochromatin. Gene Ontology annotation, biological process: chromatin organization; negative regulation of transcription by RNA polymerase II. NCBI's taxonomy places the organism in Eukaryota, Metazoa, Arthropoda, Insecta, Diptera, Tephritidae. Gene Ontology annotation, molecular function: chromatin binding. The record is from RefSeq and is a predicted model, not a curated record.
UGGAGCGUCUUCUCCCACAAUGUUUUUGCGCUUCAUUUUCCACGCCGAGUUCGUUUCUUCUUCUAAACAGUAUAAUUUCUUAAAGUGUGCAAAUAUUUGUUUGCCGAUAAAAUUAAUUUUAUUUGAAAAUAUAUUAAGCAUUUAAGCCAACUAAGAAUUGAAGAAUAAAUAAUAUUUCUUCAAUCGAUUACUUUAUUCUGAAAAAGUUCAAAACUACACAGUAAAUUAUGAAAUCAAAGAAAACGGAAUCAGCGGCUACUACAGACGCAACUGCCGAGUCAUCAGAAGAAGAGGAGUAUGCAGUGGAAAAAAUUUGUGGGCGCCGCGUGCGUAAAGGAAAGGUUGAAUAUUUCCUUAAAUGGAAAGGUUAUGCUGAAGAUGAAAAUACUUGGGAACCUGUAGAAAAUUUGGACUGUCAAGAUUUGAUACAGCAGUAUGAGGCAGAUCGCGCGAAAGAAGAGCCUGCAGCUUCCAGCAAACAAUCUGAGAAAAAGGAAUCAUCCAAUAAAAAAGAAGCCAGUAGCAGUGGACGUACUAGUGCCGUUGGAAAUAAGCGCAAGUCUGAAGAGAAAACGUCAGCAGGUAGCAAGAAGAAGCGCCGUGACUCAUUAAAAUCAGAAACGGACAAUGAAUCAGUGUCCGAUGUUUCAUCUCGUACCUCUGAACGAACUGGAUUCGAUAGAGGUUUAGAAGCAGAAAAAAUUCUCGGCGCUUCAGAUUCCAGCGGCGGUUUGACCUUCCUUAUUCAAUUCAAGGGUGUUGAUCAAGCUGAAAUGGUGCCAGCAGCGAUUGCAAAUGUUAAGAUACCACAAAUGGUAAUAAAGUUCUACGAAGAACGCCUUUCUUGGUAUUCCGACAAUGAGGAGUAAACUUAAUUUUAUUAGUUGAAGAUAUAAGAUUAUAUUAUUUCCACAAAUCAAU